AUGUUUGGCGACUGUGCUUUCCACGACUUCGGGGCCUUUUGCGAGCGCGAGCGCCAAGACGCCGUCAACAAUACAAGAUACUACGACCUGCUGCGGGUUUCAAAGCAAGCGACCCAAGGCGAGCUGAAGAAAGCCUACCAGAGGCUCGCCCUGCGUCUACACCCCGACAAAGGUGGGGAUCCGAACGCCUUCAAGGAAAUCAAUGAAGCCUACGACGUUCUCAAGGACCCUGCCAAGAGGGAGUACUAUGAUACGCACGGCGAAGAUGCCCUGAAGGAAGGCAUGCCAGCCAGCCACGAAGGGACGGUGGAGGGCAUUUUCGAGGAGCUGCUUGGCAUGAGGAUGCCACGGGGCCAACGGCACGAACGAAAACCACAAGUUGGAGAAAAUGUCACCCACCGAAUUGAGGUGACGCUUGAAGAAAUGUUCAAUGGGGCAACAAGGCAAUUGCCCAUGCGACGCAGGAGAAAAUGCUCUGAUUGUUCUGGAAGUGGUUCCAGCCUUGGCGCAAAGUCUGCCUGCCAUGAAUGCAAUGGAUUGGGUGUGCAGUACAUCGUUCAGCAACUGGGUCCCUCCUUUGUCCAGCAGAUUUCAACAAGCUGCACACGUUGUGGUGGCAGUGGCAAGUUUGUGCAUCCAGCUUUCAUCUGCCUUCGGUGCGGGGGCUCUGGCACUGCAGAGGAGCACAAGACCCUUGACGUUGUAGUUGAGCAAGGCAUGCAGGAUGGACAGAAAAUCGCUCUGAGGGGAGAGGCUGGCUGCACCAAUCCUGAGCUUGAGCCAGGUGACCUCAUAAUUGUGCUGAAAGCCAAGAGGCAUCCGAUGUUCAAGCGCAAGAAUGCCGACCUGUUUGUCAAUCACACCAUCUCCCUUGCUGAGGCACUGUGUGGGAUGGAUGUGCGAAUACAGCACUUGGAUGGGCGAAUCGUUGGAAUUUCUUCCGCCCCUGGGGAGGUCAUCCGUCCAGGCCAAUGGAAGUGCAUUGAUGGUGAAGGAAUGCCUGUCCAUGGGAAUCCCUUGUUGAGAGGGAACUUGUACAUUCAGCUUGAGGUGGUGUUCCCUCAACAAAUUGACGCCGACCAGCAGACGAAAUUGGGUUUUCUGUUGAGGACGCACGAAAAACCGAGAGGUAUGAACGACAUAGAUUGCGAGCCUGUUGCAUGUCGGAAUGUGGAGGAUGUAGAAUCGGAGGUCAAGUCUCGUUCGAAUUUUGGGAAAAUCCAAAAUGCAGGAUUGGAGUCGGACGACGACGAGGAGGACAUGAGAUGGAGCCAUGGACCCAUUCAAUGCACCCACCAAUGA
Messenger RNA from Ostreobium quekettii, 1302 nucleotides. The record is from the annotation of a GenBank genome assembly. Lineage: Eukaryota; Viridiplantae; Chlorophyta; Ulvophyceae; Bryopsidales; Ostreobiaceae.